UUCGUCCGGCCCAUGGAAGGGAAAGAUUUCACUUUUGAGUACGUGCAGCGAGAAGCCCUCCGAAACCCCCUCAUCUUCCGAAGAUGCCAGACUCAGAUUUCACAGUGCGAGAUGUAAAGCUGCUCGUGGGAAGCCGUCGGAUCGUGGAUGUGAUGGAUGUGAACACGCAGAAAGGCAUUGAGAUGAGCAUGUCCCAGUUUGUGCGCUAUUACGAAACGCCAGAGGCUGAACGUGAGAAGCUCUACAACGUGAUCAGCCUGGAGUUCAGCCACACAAAGCUGGCAAGCAUCGUCAAGCGCCCCAAUGUGGUGGACUUAGUCGAUUGGGUGGACAACAUGUGGCCCCGCCAUCUAAAGGAAAGGCAGACAGAUGCCACCAACGCCAUUUCGGAGAUGAAAUACCCCAAAGUUAAAAAGUACUGCCUGAUGAGCGUGAAAGGGUGCUUCACGGAUUUUCACAUUGAUUUCGGGGGCACUUCAGUUUGGUAUCAUGUUUUUCGAGGAGGGAAGAUCUUCUGGUUGAUCCCUCCCACACUGCAGAACCUAGAACUCUAUGAGGAGUGGGUUCUCUCGGGGAAACAAAGCGAUAUAUUUCUGGGAGACAGGGUGGAGCGAUGCCAAAGAAUUGAGCUGAAACAAGGGCACACCUUCUUCAUUCCUUCAGGAAAAGUGGACAAGUUUUGA
This is a messenger RNA of Gekko japonicus, 683 nucleotides long. Its product is annotated as lysine-specific demethylase 2B-like. Gene Ontology annotation, biological process: protein demethylation; regulation of transcription by RNA polymerase II. The record is from RefSeq and is a predicted model, not a curated record. Gene Ontology annotation, molecular function: histone demethylase activity; transcription coregulator activity. The transcript is spliced from 8 exons. The coding region runs from base 84 to 683 and encodes 199 amino acids. Lineage: Eukaryota; Metazoa; Chordata; Lepidosauria; Squamata; Gekkonidae.